GACGGCACGAGAUCCUGCGGGCGGUCGUGGGCUGCUUCCUUCUAACCCUUCUUUUCUACUUGCUCGAUGCGAGACAUCCCAAGUCGUCGCUAUACUGCACGAGGCACGCGAUUAUGCCCGACAACGAACUCGAGGCUGCCAAGGGACUCCACGUAGAGGACAUCGACUGCAGCCUGGUGGUGCGCCCGACCAGAACGGCGCUCGAUCUAAGGUUCUUCGGGGAGGUAUCCUACAGCUUUGAGAUAGUGGCGGCGCGUCUCGUGAGGCCGCCGAAGCGCCCGCCGGACGCUAGGAGUGGCCGCUGCCGCAACAAAUGUUCACCGGGGAAGGCGUGUCCGUGCAACCGCGACAGUCCCGCGCGAAGCCGAAGGCUUGCGGAGGACUUCGAGCCGCUCGGGAAGACGGAGGUCGCCAUUAGUUUGCCUGAGGGGGACGGGGAGGGUCAGAAGGGAGAGGCGGGGGGGGGGGGGG
This is a messenger RNA of Ectocarpus sp. CCAP 1310/34, 471 nucleotides long. NCBI's taxonomy places the organism in Eukaryota, Phaeophyceae, Ectocarpales, Ectocarpaceae. The record is from the annotation of a GenBank genome assembly.